Molecule: messenger RNA, 5883 nt
Organism: Sceloporus undulatus (fence lizard)
Lineage: Eukaryota; Metazoa; Chordata; Lepidosauria; Squamata; Phrynosomatidae
Gene: LAMB2
Product: laminin subunit beta 2
Biological process (GO): cell migration; substrate adhesion-dependent cell spreading; basement membrane assembly
Cellular component (GO): laminin trimer
Molecular function (GO): extracellular matrix structural constituent; integrin binding
Source: RefSeq, a predicted model, not a curated record
AUGAUAGCUGUCUGGGUGCUGGGGGGAGUGCUGUGCCAAGAUCCUGAGCCCCCCCAUGGCUGUUCCCAAGGUAGCUGUUACCCAAGCACAGGAGAUCUGCUGGUAGGUCGGGCUGAUCGCCUCUCUGCCUCCUCCACCUGUGGUCUGCGACAUCGCCAGCCCUACUGUAUUGUCAGCCAUUUGCAGGAUGAGAAAAAGUGUUUUGCUUGUGACUCUCGCCGGCCCUAUGAUCCCUUGUCAAAUCCUAACAGCCAUCGCAUUGAGAAUGUGAUCACUACUUUUGCACCACACCGUAAGAAGGCCUGGUGGCAGUCUGAGAAUGGUAUGGAACAGGUGAGCAUCCGCCUGGACCUGGAAGCUGAGUUCCACUUUACUCACCUCAUCAUGACUUUUAAGACCUUCCGGCCAGCGGCCAUGUUGGUGGAGCGUUCGGCAGAUUUUGGCCGCACCUGGCAGGUGUAUCGUUACUUUGCCUAUGACUGUGCAGCAUCAUUUCCUUAUGCAUCCCAGGGACCCCUGAGGCGGGUUGAUGAUGUUAUCUGUGAGUCCCGUUACUCGGACAUUGAGCCCUCUACUGAAGGGGAGGUAAUUUACAGGGUGCUAGACCCAGCUAUACAUAUCCGUGACCCGUACAGUCCCAGAAUCCAGAAUCUUCUGAGGGUCACCAACCUACGGGUGAAUUUGACCAAACUGCACACACUGGGAGACAACCUGCUGGAUUCACGACGGGAGAUCAAAGAGAAAUACUACUAUGCUGUGUAUGAGAUGGUCCUCCGAGGCAACUGUUUCUGCUAUGGACAUGCCUCAGAGUGUGCCCCCCUGUCUGGAAGCCCUGCAGAUGUUGAGGGCAUGGUGCAUGGGCGCUGUGUCUGUAAGCACAACACCAAGGGGCUUAACUGUGAGCAGUGUGACAACUUCCACCAUGAGCUUCCAUGGCGCCCAGCUGAAGGACGCCGCACGAAUGCCUGCAAGAAAUGCAACUGCAAUGAGCACUCACAUCUGUGCCACUUUGACAUGGCUGUGUACCUAGCCACAGGCAACAUCAGUGGCGGCGUCUGUGAUGAGUGCCAGCACAACACCAUGGGACGCCACUGCCAACUCUGCAAGCCCUUCUACUACAAGGACCCCACCAAGGACAUCCGUGACCCUAAUGUGUGCCAUGCCUGUGACUGUGACCCUGAUGGCACCUUAGAUGGCGGUGUGUGUGACACACAUGAUGACCCAACACUGGGGUUCAUUGCUGGACAGUGUCGUUGCAAGGAGCAUGUGCAGGGAGCCCGCUGUGACACGUGCAAGCCUGGCUUCUUUGGACUGAGUGCAGACAACCCACAAGGCUGCCAGCGCUGCCAGUGUGAUCCACGAGGCACAGUGCAGGAUGGGCCCCAGUGCGAUGCUAUCACGGGUGACUGUUUCUGCAAACGGUUGGUGACUGGGCGCAGCUGUAACCAGUGCCUGCCUGAACACUGGGCCCUGAGCCCUGAUCUACAUGGCUGCCGGCCUUGUGACUGUGACGUAGGAGGUGCCCAUGAUAACCAGUGUGCCACUGAAACAGGACAGUGCCGAUGUCACAGCCACAUGGUAGGCAGGCAGUGCAGCCAAGUGCAGACUGGCUAUUACCACAUCAUGCUGGAUCACUACACAUAUGAAGCUGAAGAGGCUGAACUCCGUCAGGGAGCUGAAGUUCUGGAGCGAGUGCAUCUCACAGGCCGCCCAGCUACAUGGACAGGAUUGGGGUUCGCAAGGGUGUUAGAGGGCAGCAUAGUUGAGUUUCGAAUUGACAACCUGCCCUUCACCAUGGAGUAUGACAUAUUGCUGCGCUAUGAACCUCAGCUGCCAGGAAAAUGGGAAGAAGUUAAGGUGUCUGUGAUAAGGCCUGGACCUAUCCCCACCAGCAGCCCAUGUGGAAAUACCAUCCCUGCUGACGACUUGAUGUCUACAUCUUUGCCAGCCACAUCCCGGUAUGUGGUGCUGUCACAGCCAGUCUGUCUGGAGCAAGGGGCCAGCUAUACCAUCCAAGUGGAGUUCACCCGCUAUGGAGGGCAUGGACAUUUACAAGGUGCUGCUAUCCUGCUGGAUUCUUUGGUACUGAUGCCACGUUACUCCUCCCUGGAGAUGUUCAUUGCUGGGGAUGCUGCCUCCAUUGCCCGCAAGGAGACCUUUGAACGCUACCGCUGUGCUCAACAGGCUCGGCCUGUGAUUAAGGCACCUGCCCCAGAGCCUUGUACCCGCUUGCUCACCAGCAUGUCAGCCAUCAUCCACCAAGGGGCAUUGCCAUGCAUGUGCAGCCCGCAGGGCUCACUGAGUUCUGAGUGUCAUCCAAAUGGUGGCCAGUGCCAGUGCAAGCUGCAUGUCAUGGGUCGUCGCUGUGAACGAUGCUCCCCUGGCACCUUUGGAUUCGGGCCUAGUGGUUGCAGAGCAUGCCAGUGCAGCACUGAAGGGUCCUUGAGUGGAUUCUGUGACAACUUCAGUGGACAGUGCACAUGCCGACCUGGUGCCUUUGGUCUCCGCUGUGACCACUGCCAGCCUGGUCACUGGGGUUUUCCAAACUGCCGCCCAUGCCAAUGCAAUGGACGCUCUGAGGAAUGUGAGCCACGGACAGGUAGCUGUUUGCAUUGCCGGGGCCACACAGAAGGAGAGCGAUGCCAGAGUUGUGUCUCUGGAUAUUAUGGGAACCCAUUGCUGGCUUCAGGUGGUCACUGUCGCCCCUGCCCUUGCCCUGAGGCACCUGGCUCUGGACGCCAUUUUGCUGCCACUUGCCAUCAAGACAGCCGCUCUGGAACCGUGGUAUGCAGCUGCCUUGCAGGCUAUACAGGCCCACGCUGUGACGAGUGUGCACCUGGGUAUUAUGGCAACCCUUGGCAGGCUGGGGGACGAUGCCAGCCCUGUGCCUGUAAUAACAACAUAGAUGUGGCCGACCCAGCUUCUUGCGAUCGACGGACAGGCCAAUGCCUCCGAUGCGUCUACCACACUGAGGGGGAUCAAUGUCAAUACUGCCAGGGGGGCUACUAUGGGGAUGCCACUCGGCGCACCUGCCGUCGUUGCUCCUGUAAUUUCCUGGGCACAGUACGCAGCGAGUGCCCAUCACAAGACCAGUGUCAAUGUGAGAAGUACAGUGGGCAGUGCCGGUGCCUGCCCAAUGUCCAAGGGCAGAACUGUGACCACUGUGCUCCCAACUUCUGGAAUAUAGCCAGUGGGCAGGGCUGCCAACCGUGUGACUGCCACCCCCAGUACUCACUGAGCCCCGCUUGCAAUCAGUUUACAGGGCAGUGCCAGUGUCGACCAGGUUUUGGAGGCCAAACCUGCUCAGAAUGCCAGGAAAACCACUGGGGUGAACCAAACCAGCAAUGCAGGGCCUGCGACUGUGAUCCUCGUGGGAUUGAGAAACCACAAUGUCACCGUAUCACUGGGCAUUGUUCUUGCCGGCCAGGCGUGUCAGGUGUGCGGUGUGAUCAGUGUUCCCGUGGCUUUGCUGGUGAAUUCCCUGCCUGCCAGCCAUGCCAUGAGUGCUUUGGGGAUUGGGAUCGUAUUGUUCAGGACUUGGCAAGCCGCACUCGCACCCUGGCCCAGCGUGCCCAACAUCUCCAACAGACAGGCCUCACCGGUGCUUUUGAGGGUGCCUUCCGGCAACUGCAGGAGAAGCUGAGUGCUGCCCAGGCCAUUGUCAAUGCACGCAAUGCCACUGCUGGUGCCAUCACUCACCUCUUGCAUGGCAUGGAUGAGCUGCGGCAGGAGAUAGCUGAUGUAACAGAAACACUAACUCGCCUAGAAGGAUUUCUGACAGCCACCCAGGACAAGAACUUCAAUGCCAACCAUGUCCUGGGCACAUUGGAGCGUGGUGCUCGUGGCCUCAACCUCAGUCUGGCAGAGCUGGCGCGUCAGCUUGAUGCCCUUAUGAAUGCCAAUGUCUUGGGUGCCUAUGACAGUGUCCGCCAAUCCUUUGUGCAGUCACGAGAAGCAGAGCACCGGGCCAACACCUCCACCUUGGUGGUGCCCAACCCUGUCAGCCAGUCAGCAGCUACCCGACGUCGCACAGAACACCUGAUAACAACACGGAGAGAUGCUUUCAACCGGCAGAAUGCAGCCAACCGGAGAGGCUUGACUGACCUCUCGACCCGUAUUGGAGGGCUGAGCCUGCACCAGAUAAAUGAGAAGGUAUGUGGGGCUCCAGGGGAUGCUCCCUGUGCCACCAGUCCCUGUGGAGGGGCUGGCUGCCGUGAUGAAGAUGGCAGGCGGCAUUGUGGGGGGCUCAACUGCAAUGGGGCUGUGGCCACAGCUGAUAAUGCCCUGGACCGGGCCCGUCAUGCUGAAGGAGAGCUUCGCCGUGCUGUAGCAGAUGUGGAUAUCCUGCUGCGUCAGGUGGCUGAAGCAAAGGCCCAGGCAGGGCAGGCAAAGCAAAGAGCGCAGGCAGCUUUGGACAAUGCCAAUGCCACCAAAGCCCGGCUGGAGCGCUCUAAUAAGGAACUGCGAGAUCUCAUCCAGCAAAUCAAAGGAUUCCUGAAUCUUGAGGGGGCUGAUCCUGACAGCAUUGCCCUAGUAGCUUCUCGUGUGUUGGAACUCUCCAUCCCAGCAUCCCCUGCUCAAAUCCACCAUCUUGCUGAACAGAUCAAGGAGCGUGUCAGCAGCCUGGCUAAUGUGGAUGCCAUCUUGGACCAAACAGCAGGGGAUGUCCGAGUGGCAGGGCAGCUGCUGCAGGAUGCACGCCGUGCCAAUGCUCGAGCAGAAGGUGUAAAGAGUGCAGCUCAAGCCGUGAAGAAAGCUCUUGAUGAUGCCAAACGGGCCCAAAGUGCUGCCGAGAAAGCCAUACGUGAUGCAGCCAGUGAUAUCCAUCACACAGAGGAUGUGGUAAACAGGAUCCAGGCAAAGACAGCAAGUGCUGAAGGCCAGUUGGCUGCUGCCAUGGAACGGGUGGGCCACCUCGACCAGCAGGUGGAUGCUCUCAAGAUGAAACGGGCCAAUAACAGCCUGGCAGCUACAAGAGCUGAGGAGACAGCUAGUGCUGCCAGAGAUCGAGCUGGAGAGGCUGAACAGAUCCUAGAUGGCCCCUUAAGUGACAGGUACCGCACAAUGAAGGAACUUGUGGAACACAAAGCCCAGCAUGUCCUGGGGGCUCGGCAAAAAGCAGAGCGCCUACGAGAUGAAGCCAAGGGGCUGCUGCGUGAUGCUCAUGACAAAUUGCGGCGGCUCAGUGCAUUAGAAGAAACAUAUGAAGAAAAUGAGAGGCUGCUGCAAGAGAAAGCAGCCCAACUGGAUGGGCUGGAAGCCAAGAUGAGAGGCAUCUUGGGAGACAUUAACCAGCAGAUCCAAAUCUACAAUACCUGCCAAUGAUGCAUCAUAUUCUGCAGCUAUGCCUCACUUCCACUGUGUAAACCCCAUCCACCAUCCUCACUUGGGUGCCCUUGCCUUAGUUGUAGUUCAGGCUUCCUCAGCCUAGGGCCCUCUAGAUUGUUACAGACUACAACUCUCAGAAUACCACAGCCAGGUAUGAGAUUCUGGAAAUUGUAGCACAACACAUCCACAUGAGCCCAGUCUGCUCUAGCGAGUGCCUGGAGCACUGUUUCCCUGCAUUCCUUGGCAUGGGUCAUCCUCAUCCCAGCUUCCUAUGCUCCUACAGAAUCCCUAAAGGUGUCACUGUGAUAAAUGCUUUCCCACUAGCAUCCAGCACAUGGGAUACCUAUAUGGGAGCACUUAAGAUGCCAAAGGAAAAGUUUCCAUGUUGAGUUCUGCUGCUGUUUUCUUCUGUACAGUAUUUGAAACAUCUUGAAAUAGAAACACCAGCUACACAUUGGAAUGCUUUUUAUGUAAGUUAUGUCUCAACUGGAGUGGCUUUAUUAUAUUUGUGUGAAAAUAAAACUCAAAGAGGCAUUGCUGUCUGCACCAAACUUC